GCCGCCGGGGACCAUGGUGUUGGACCAAGAGGACGGGGUGUUUUCAAGUCUCCUGGACCAGCCCAGGGAGAGCAAAUAGCGUGAGUGUUCCCUAAGGAAGGGAGAGGUGUGCCGAUGCUCUCCGUCCAGCCCAAAGGGAAGCAGAAGGGCUGCGCGGGCUGCAACCGCAAGAUCAAGGACCGCUACCUGCUGAAGGCGCUGGACCAGUACUGGCACGAGGACUGCCUCAAGUGCGCCUGCUGCGACUGCCGCCUGGGCGAGGUGGGCUCCACGCUCUACACCAAGGCCAACCUCAUCCUGUGCCGGCGCGACUACCUGAGGCUCUUCGGCACCACAGGAAACUGCGCCGCCUGCAGCAAGCUGAUUCCAGCCUUUGAGAUGGUGAUGCGGGCCCGGGACAACGUCUAUCACCUCGACUGCUUUGCCUGCCAGCUCUGCAACCAGAGAUUUUGUGUGGGAGACAAAUUCUUCCUGAAGAACAACAUGAUCUUGUGUCAGAUGGACUAUGAGGAGGGGCAGCUCAACGGCACCUUUGACUCCCACGUUCAGUAACGCCCGGCACCUGGCCUCCAGGCCCGUCUGUCUGUCCAUCCACCCGCCUGUCCACCUGCCUGGCCGGCCAGCCGCUCUCCUGCCGAUCAGAACUCCUCCGUCCUCGAUGGGAGGAACGGCCCUCCCUCCGCCGCUGCCCGUCUGUGUGUGACCCCUCCUGGGGCCAGGCUGGGCCUGUACAGUCUGUCUUCUGUAUAUAAAUGGGAACAUUUAUUUUAUGAGAAAUGUAAUGCGAUU
Molecule: messenger RNA, 789 nt
Organism: Budorcas taxicolor (takin)
Lineage: Eukaryota; Metazoa; Chordata; Mammalia; Artiodactyla; Bovidae
Gene: LMO1
Product: LIM domain only 1
Exons: 5
Coding region: 115-552 (145 amino acids)
Biological process (GO): positive regulation of transcription by RNA polymerase II
Cellular component (GO): nucleus
Molecular function (GO): DNA-binding transcription factor binding; transcription coactivator activity
Source: RefSeq, a predicted model, not a curated record